Messenger RNA from Apus apus (common swift), 1767 nucleotides. It is a transcript of the gene CD6, whose product is annotated as CD6 molecule. The transcript has 12 exons. The record is from RefSeq and is a predicted model, not a curated record. NCBI's taxonomy places the organism in Eukaryota, Metazoa, Chordata, Aves, Apodiformes, Apodidae. Bases 1 to 1767 code for a protein of 588 amino acids. Gene Ontology annotation, cellular component: membrane.
AUGGAAGGGCUCUACCUGCUCUUGGUGACUCUCUCCACCGUGGUGCCUGGACGAGCCACCAGGAAUCCCGCGGGAACCCGCAGCAUCCCAGCAGGAUCUCCCGCCAACGCCUCGGCACCACCAGUGCCAGGACUACCCGUAUCCCGUUUUUUCCCAGCGCUGAGGCUGUCUGGAGGCCGGAGCCGCUGCGAGGGCCGCGUGGAGCUGGAGCAGGCGGGGAGCUGGGGCACGGUGUGUGACGACGGGUGGGACAUGGAGGAGGCCCUGGUGGUCUGCAGGCAGCUGGGCUGCGGCUGGGCCCUGCAAGCCCUGGGAGGUGCCGCCUUCGGCCGGGGGAACGGAUCCAUCCUGCGGGACGAGCUGGGCUGCCGAGGCCACGAGGAGCACCUUUGGGAAUGCCCGGCGGCGCCGGAGCACGACUGCAGCCAUAAGGAGGACGCUGGCGUGGUGUGUUCUGAGCACCAGGAAUGGCGUCUCUCCGGUGGCCGGGAUGGUUGCUCCGGGAGGGUGGAGGUGUUUUUCCGUGGUACCUGGAGCACGGUGUGUGACAGCACCUGGUACCAGCUGGAGGCCAGGGUGCUGUGCCGCUCCCUGGGCUGCGGGGACCUCCUCUGGCGUCCCUCCUUUGGCCACACGCUGCCCGGCAGGAUGAUCUACCAGUGCGAGGGCCACCAGCCCUCCCUGGCCCAUUGCCACUGGAUCUACAAUAAAUCAGCUCCUUGUUACCAGUCCCGGGCGGCCGGUGUGGUCUGCAACGGCUCCCUGGGCUUGCAGACCCCCAGCCCGAUGGCCACGGUGGCACCGAACGUCACCCUCCUGAGCACUGCGGUGGCCUCCCCAGCCGCGGGGGGACAGUCCCCUUGGCACAUGUCCCUCUUUGUGCUCUGCCUGGUGCUGGCAGCCCUGCUCCUGCUCACCGUGCUGGCCUUCACCAUCGCCCUGCUGAGGGUGAGGAAGAUGAGGGCCCUUGCCAUGUCCCACCUGGGGCCAUCCGGCCCGCUCCUGGUGACCCACAGCACCCAGAACCCCCACGUGCCCUCCGGGAUCUCCAACGAUUACAGGGAGAUGCCCCCCAGCCUUCCCAAUGGACCAGCCCCACUGGUGACAGCCAAAGCCUCCGACUCCGAUUCCGACUCGGAACACUACGACUUCAGCAGCAAGCCCCCCGUGGCCCUCUCCACCUUCUACAACUCCCUGCGCCGGCAGCCUGGGGAGAUGCAGCUCCCGCUGGUGUCGGGCCGGGAUGGGAUGGAGCCGUUCCCUACGGAAGCGCCCGGGCUGUGCCCCCCGACCCGUGGCAGGACCAGCAGAUCCUCCUCAUCCUCAUCCUCAUCCUUCUCCUCCUCCACUGAGCCCUAUUGCAACGACAGAGCAGCCCCCCCGCAGGCCUGGGUCUGCCCGCAGCCCCCCAGCCAUGGCACCCACCCAGCACCCAGCACCCGUGGUGACACUGGCACUGGUGGGCACCAGCAGUGGGCUGUGCGGAUGGGAGGCAGGGAGGUGCCAGCAGGACCCUGUUUCCCAGCCCUGCCCCGUGUGCCCCCCCCGGCGCUCUCCCCGCUCCGGGAACCUCCAGCAGAUCCCGAUCCUGACACCUCCAGCACUUCCUCGGGGGACUGGUACGAGAACGUACCGGGCACGGAGCCACCUCAGCACCCGUCCCCACGCCCCGGCUGGCAGGCUCCGUCCCCCCCGGGGACACACACCCAGGACCCCAACUCCUCUGAGGGCAGCGACUACGAUGACAUCCAGGGCUCUGCUCACUGA